GCGGCUGCUGGUGUGGGAGAGGCCGCUGUACAGCCUGGUCACCGCCGCCGCGCUCGGCGGGGCCCUCUGGUUGUUUUCCUCCACCUCCCUGAGACCCCUCUUUCUCCUCAGCAUGUCCCUUCUUGGCAUCCUCUUGCUGGAGAGGUGGAAGCCCAGGUUCCUGUUUGAUUUCUCAGCACAGCCAUCAGAGGAGCCGGGAGGGGAGAGUGAGGGGGUGACUUCAGGGGCACAACCUCACCUGCUCAGUGUCCCUGAGCUGUGCCACUGUCUGGCAGAGAGCUGGGUCACCUUCAGGCUGUACCUGCAGGAACUGCUACAGUACAAGAGGCAAAAUCCUGCCAAGUUCUGCAUGAGUGUCUGUUCAGGCUGCCUGAUUCUGGCUGUAGUUGGACACUAUGUUCCAGGCAUAAUGAUCUCCUACAUCAUUUUGCUCAGCAUUCUGCUCUGGCCUCUGGUGGUCUACCACGAGCUGAUCCAGAGGAUGUACACGCGUUUGGAGCCUGUCCUGAUGAAACUGGACUACAGUAUGAAGGCAGAGACGCUGCACCACAAGCAUGAGAAGAAGAAGCGACAAGGGAAGAGUGAGCCUGCAGCAGGUGAUGAGCCAACAGCAGAGACGGAGAGUGAGAGCGAAGCAGAGCUGUCAGGCUUCUCCCCAGUGGUGGAUGUGAAGAAGACUGCCCUGGCACUGUCAAUCACAGAUUCUGAGCUUUCUGAUGAGGAGGCUUCCAUCCUGGAGAGUGGGGGCUUUUCUGUCUCAAGGGCUACCACCCCACAGCUGACGGAUGUUUCUGAAGACCUGGAUCAGCAGAGCCUGCACAGCGAGCCGGAGGAGUCAUUUUCCAAGGACCUGGCAGAGUUUCCCUCCGUGGAAGAAUACCAUUCCAGAGACCUGGGACCACAGGGCGACGAAGACGCGUUUGGUGUGCCUCUGGGUCCUGAGCUUGCCCACGCUGCCCGUGAGCUGGACUCGGCAGAGAAGGAGGCCGCGGACUCUGACCUCUCCAUCCUUCGCCUGGCGUCUCCUCUGCAUUUUGUAAAUACGCAUUUCAAUGGCAGCGGGCAAGCGGCAGGAGGCGACGCCGAGCCAAAGACUGUCCCUGCCCCGGGCCUGGGCAUCUGCAUCAACACGCUGAGCGAGGAGAUCGUCACCACUGCCAUCACCACGGCGGUGCAGAACACCCUCUCUGCUCUCCUGCGGUCCUCGGAGGCCAGCGAGGGGCCCUCCCUCUCCGAGUUCCUCCCCACCGAGCCCGAAGAGAAACUGAGCUUCCAAGCGCAGUUGUCAGAGACCGAAGCGGUGGAGACGGAGACGGCAGCUUCACCGGAGGAUGAGGAGGAAGCAGAUGACUUUGAGCUACUGGAUCAGGGGGAGCUGGAGCAAAUGGAUGUAGAGCUGGGGCUCGGAGAGGAGCAGGAGGCACAAGAGUCUCCUGCCGCUCCGGCUCCCCCCUCUCCCACACUUGCUGAGCUGCCAAAGCAAGGAGAUGAGGAGGAGGCAGUGAUGACAGCAGCAUCUAUGUCUUAGGUCUUCUUCAUGCACCCCCUUUUCCUCCAUCGUCACUGGAAAGAAGGAAGGACUCACACCGUGAACGUGCAGUGGGUUUUUAGAUGUUUGUGUUGACCGGGAUGGAAACGCGUCAGUGUUAAUGUGCUGUGUCUGGAAUUAACAAAUCCUUUCCAUCCUUCUAGAGCCCGGCCUUCGCUGGCUGAGCGGGAGGUCACCCCUGCCCCACGGCCGGGGGGUGAGCCGGCUCCUAGAAGCCUUACGCCACGAUCGAAACACCAACCCCAGCAAACGCUUCCUAGUAAUGGUGCGGUGUCUUGGUCUGUCUUCUGUUUGUCUUUUUCGUUUUGCACGCAGAGUACCGGGCUGUAGCUGUAGCUGCUGCGAAUACCCACGCCCCCCCCACCCCCCGAGUAGGACAUAUGCAAUCUUAUUUUAUUGGGUUUUUAAAUGGCUAAAAGUGUAAAUAAUUUUAA
This is a messenger RNA of Calidris pugnax (ruff), 1983 nucleotides long. It is a transcript of the gene RETREG2, whose product is annotated as family with sequence similarity 134 member A. The coding region runs from base 113 to 1528 and encodes 471 amino acids. NCBI's taxonomy places the organism in Eukaryota, Metazoa, Chordata, Aves, Charadriiformes, Scolopacidae. The transcript has 9 exons. The record is from RefSeq and is a predicted model, not a curated record.